CUGAUCAGAUGGAAGAACUGAACGCCCCCAUGAUGACGCGGCUCUGGGUGUUUGCCAUCGGCCUUGUCCUGAUCUCCAUUUUUGGCAGAUGUGCAACAUGGACCAAGAGUAAAUGCUGCUUCAUAGCUUUUGCAGUGAUCAACGGCGUCGGAAUGGUCGUCAUGAUCGUCUUUGGGAUUAAUGUUGCUGUUUUAAAAAGCCAGGUCAUGGAAAAAGGUCAAAGUGCUGAAUUUGCCAAGGAGAUCCUGAAAAACGACGCAAAAAAAGAAUUGCUAAAAACCCGGCAAGAACAUCUUCACUGUUGUGGAUGGACUGGAGUCCAGGACUGGGGUUCAGACAUCCCUGACUCUUGUCACUGUAUAGACUGCAAACCUUCACAUGAAUGUAAACCCAGCCCACAGGGAUCCACCAGGCCAUCACACGUCUACUCCAAGCCGUGUGGAGAAAUCAUUGGAGCUGAUGUUGAACAUGUGGCAAAUAUUGUUCUCGGCAUCUUUUUUGGAUUUGCUGUAGCUGCUAUGAUGAGUUUGAUCAUCGCCAUCAAAAUGAUUACGCAGUUCAGUCGUCAUGACAACGUCGGAGAGCCAGAUAUUGAAAUGAGGGUUUAUUAA
Molecule: messenger RNA, 611 nt
Organism: Xiphophorus maculatus (southern platyfish)
Lineage: Eukaryota; Metazoa; Chordata; Actinopteri; Cyprinodontiformes; Poeciliidae
Product: 23 kDa integral membrane protein-like
Exons: 7
Coding region: 9-611 (200 amino acids)
Cellular component (GO): membrane
Source: RefSeq, a predicted model, not a curated record